This is a messenger RNA of Psammomys obesus (fat sand rat), 780 nucleotides long. It is a transcript of the gene Tomm6, whose product is annotated as translocase of outer mitochondrial membrane 6. Bases 288 to 512 code for a protein of 74 amino acids. The transcript has 3 exons. Gene Ontology annotation, cellular component: mitochondrion; mitochondrial outer membrane translocase complex. NCBI's taxonomy places the organism in Eukaryota, Metazoa, Chordata, Mammalia, Rodentia, Muridae. The record is from RefSeq and is a predicted model, not a curated record.
GUGGGAAGACCCAGACUGAGGGCGGUCAGGCACGUGGGGCCGUCCCGUCCGCACCGCGCGCUCUCCGACCUGAAGGGACCUUUCUCGGGGGCACAGCGCAGCCCAGAGCCCCCAAGGGGGAGCUGUCCCCGCCCCCUACCUGGGUUUCAGGCUCUGUGAACUGGAGGACUCGGCCGGGGGCGGGCCUUCUUACUCGGCGGAAGCGCGGCGGCGGAAGUUGCGCCAUCGGCCCGCGCCCACUCGGUGCGCCGCGCGCAGCCUGCUUGCUCGGUUUGCUCGGUGCUGUUAUGGCUGCCAGCGGGUUGACGGCGAGCGCCGCCGGCUCGGCCAGCGAGGCCCCCGAGGUUCCAGACAACGUGGGCGACUGGCUGCGCGGCGUCUACCGCUUCGCCACCGAUCGGAAUGACUUCCGGAGGAAUUUGAUCCUCAAUUUGGGACUGUUUGCUGUGGGAGUGUGGCUGGCCCGGAGCUUGAGUGACAUUGAUUUGAUGGCACCUCAGCCAGGGGUAUAGCCAGAUAAUGGAACUCCUGUGUACUCAAACUUUUCAAAGACAGCUCUCUGUCUAUGACCACAAGAUGGAGUCCAGGGUGGUACCGAAGCUGAGCCCCUCUUCUUGCCUGAACUUCCACCCCUGGCCAAGCUCCCAGCCUCAGCUCAAGUGUUGCCUCUGCACAGUUCUGUGUGCAGUUCCCAACUUCCUGCAGAGGGCAGUCUUUGCCCUUGUCCUGAAGAGUAGGAAUGAUUCUUGAAAAAUAUUGCAAAUAAAGCUUGCACUCAAA